Acytostelium subglobosum LB1 is the source of this 4500-nucleotide messenger RNA. RefSeq lists its product as hypothetical. NCBI's taxonomy places the organism in Eukaryota, Evosea, Eumycetozoa, Acytosteliales, Acytosteliaceae. The record is from RefSeq and is a predicted model, not a curated record. The transcript is spliced from 3 exons. Bases 1 to 4500 code for a protein of 1499 amino acids.
AUGCCAUUGCCAUCAUCAACCUUUAUUCCUUUGAGUAUACGCUCAAACACCCACUUCUUCUUCUUCUUCAUCUUCUUGUUCUUCACACUUGGAUCUUGCAAUGAUCACAUAACAACUACAACUACAACUACAACUACAACGACAAUUACAUCGAUAUAUGUUUCACAGACGACUGGAAAUGAUACUAUUGGUAAUGGAUCACAAGAUAGUCCUUAUCAAACGAUGGGCAAGGCUAUGAGUAUUGUAACAUCGAACAAACAACAAAAUCUAUACCAAUGGUUUGUGUAUCUAGACUCUGGAAACUACACAAAUCAACAAUAUUAUCAAUUACCACCUGGUGACAAUAUGUUGUCAAUAUCAACCUAUCGAUCAACAUCGUCAUCAUCAUCAUCAUCGUUACCAGACAUGACAUAUAUUGAAACAUUCAACAUUAAUAUAAUAUGUGGACAAGUGUCAAUUGCCAAUGUAUAUGGUCGUCAACUAACAUUGGACGUGAACGAGGAGCCUCAGGCACCAUGCGCUGGCAUCCCCGCCAUUCUGAACGUCACCGGUAUCAGGUCGAGCAAUGUCCAGGCCACCAAGCUAAACUUUGACAUCAACCACGAUGGCUCCAGCACAUUGGUCCAGACACAUGUCUACGUGUUCAACAGCUCGAUUGGUUUGAUGUCCUCUUUCUAUAACGGGACAUUGUCGAUGGACAACUGCACGGUGAUGGGUGCCGUCAUCAACCCCUGCGUAAUGCGCGGCAGCCGCCUGAACAUCACCAACAGCGUCCUGUACGACAUGAUCACCUCGCUCUAUAACACUAGUUUCUCAAUUGCCAACUGCACAUUGUCGCGUACCCAGAUCAGGACCGUGGGCUCCAACGGCACGCUGUCCACCUCCCAGGUGCAUUACCGCGACACCAGCUUUGAGACGGUUGUCCCAUUGUUAUUCAACGACAACAGUCAAGUGCACAUGGAGUAUGUCGCGAUGAACUCCAUCGACAAUCAAGAGACCGUGAUAUCGGUCGACUCGUCGCGGCUGACCUUCCACAACUUGUACUUUACCAACUGCGCGCCACACGACACCAUCAUCUUUGCCGUGUCGUCCACGAUCAUUGGCAGCGUGCUCACGCUGUCCAGCUCGCCCACGCUCAGCUUCCUCAGUCUCUACAACUCGCUCUUUGUCGUGGACAUAUUCGACGUGAGUAUCUACGCGCAGGUGCUCUUCUUUGUGUACAUGGACCAGACGAAUGCGACCGCACGCUCAUCAAUCAUUGUGACCAAUGGACAGUUUUCGCAAAUGGGCUUCCCCUUGCAGAUGAUGCUGGACGGGUCCAACCCCGGCGUGGACCUGACGGCGACGUCCGUGAAGUUCUACGACCUCGACUCGUUCCACUGCAAUGGCUGCAACAUCAACCUGACCGAGGUGAGCGUCGACACGACCCACGUGUUCAAGGGCUUCCAGCUGACCAACUCGCAGGUCCUCAUCGAUCAGACUCGGUUCAUAUCACUCAUGUCUCGCGACAAUGUCAUCACGUUGACCAACAGCACGUUCCUCAUUCAAAACACAUCGUUCACGUCGUGUAGCACGCCCUUCUCAUUCGUGCAGGCCAAUGGCGCGCUGCACAACGUGACCACCACAAACAUCAACACGCAGACAUCCAUCGUGUUUGAUCGCUCGACCGUGGCCUACCACUCAUCGCUGAUCUAUGGCUACUUCUCCAACGCGGACAUCUUCAGCUUCACAGCGUCCAACGUGACAUUUGUCAACGUAAAGUUCAAAUCAUGCAGCUCUGGCUAUGGCCUGAUGCAGGUGAACACUCUGAGCCACGUGCACCUGGACGACUGCCACGUUGAGGACGGCGGCUUCAAUCGACGCACAAUCAUCACGCAGAACGCCACGCUUACCGCCACACACCUGCGUGUGUUCAACACGUCGCAGAUCAAGAACCUGGCCUUCAUCGAGAUGUUUGAUCGCUCAAACGUAGCCAUCAACAACAUGACCAAUCAGAACAUGUUCAUCUCGUGCAUGUUCUUUGUGAACCAGUCCUCCUUUGCACUCACCAACUCGCGUCACUGGCUGGCCAUAUCGCAGAUCAUCAGCGCCGUCCAGCAGUCCAACAUCUCGAUCGACACGCUCACAGUGACAGGCUCGAGUGCCCCGAACAUGUUCUCGUUCGUAGGCUGCGACAACAUCACUAUGAACAACGUGCACGUACUCUACAUCUCAAUCUUUGGCACGAUCAUUGACAUCAACAAGUCGAACGCGACCAUCACCAACCUUGAGAUGACCGGACUGAUGGCGACCAAAGGCAUUGGCAUCAUGACGCUCGAGUCCAAUGUGACCCUGACUGACUCAAUCUUUGGAAUCAACAAUGCCAACCCGCUGUUGCUCAUCGAGUGGACGGGAUUGCUAAUGGACAAUGUAACGAUCAGUGAUGGCGGUGCAUCCGUCAUUCAUAUGUCAUAUAGCGAUGUGGUGAUGAGAAGCGUCCAGUUCAUCGACGUCAGUCCGGACUCAUACCUCAUUUUGGGCGGAAUGAUGGACUCAUUCAUCAUGGACCGGUGCACAAUUUCGCAUUGCGAUUGCACCUUUGUUGGCAGAUCUCCGCUCUACCUUGAAGGACUGGUAUCCAACUGCUCGAUUACCAACUCAUUGUUUGAGUACAACACGGCGCAGACGGGUGGGGCGAUCACAAUCCAGAACAUCGACACUGAUUGCGUUCUGCACAACAACACAUUCCACUCCAAUCUGGCAUCGAUUGGAGGCGCGAUCUACUUUGAAUCGGACCGAUACUCUCCAAUCGAUCCAACAAACAAAUUCACAAGGAACUCGGCCACAAUCUAUGGUCCAGACGUGGCCUCUAUGCUCUACGCCGCCAACGCCACCGUUGUCAGUGCCGUGUCAAACAGUGAGCCCAUCCAGGUGGAGGUCAUGGCAUUCGAUGGCUACGGCAAUCUCUAUGGACGUGACGUUGGCGAGGUCAUCGUGGUGAUCAGCUCGCCCAACACGCCAUCAUUCCGCAACACAUCCUUCACAAUGGGUAGCCUGUACGGCGGCCGCAGCGAUUUCUACCUCAGCCAGCUCAUUGGCCAGUCGGUCAACAGCAACUUCCUGGUGGAGAUCGUCGUCGACACGGUGUCGACCACGCUCUCCAUCACACUCCCGAUGUGUAGCCCCUACCAGUACAUCUCGGAGAACUCCACGCUGUGCCAGUUCUGCGAUCUCACCAACCAGGUGUACUCAGUGUCGUUGGGUCAAUGCGUCUAUUGUGACAAUGAGCAAAGACAUCUGUCCAGUUGCUACAAGGACAUCGUCGCGACACAGCCCAACUUCUGGAUGUUUGACAAUGAUGUCAACUCAAUACAUCCAUGCAUUCCGGAAAUAUGUCUUGGUGACAACAAUUGCAUACCAGAGCACACUGGAAUCCUUUGUGGACAAUGCACCAGGUCACCAGGUUACAACAAAUCAGGGUUAUUCUGUUGUAGUUCCAACAGUGUACUCAUACUUAUAUUCUUCAUUGUAUAUAUUGCCAUGUUGUCUGCGGUACUGCUGUUCAGACCGACAAUGGCCAACUCUUCAUUCAUUGGAAGUAUAAUCAUAUUCUUCCAAACAGCAUCGAUAUUGUUGUUCCCUCAAUCACAUAUAUAUGUGUUGCCACUGUUCCGUAUGUCACUGGACUACAUACCAUCAGUGUGCUCAACGCCACACGUCAACUACUACGAGAAGGUGGCCAUAUCGAUUGUAUCGAUGGUCAUUGUGGUGAUGGUGGCGUCGCCCUCACUGUUGCUGUCCAGGAAGCUGCGCACCGUCCGCCAGGCACAGAUACAAGAGAGCCAGCCCAUCGCUGGCAGCUUACUGCACGAGUCUCGCGCAAUUGGCACCUAUCUAUGGAGCGCUAUUCACUUGUUCUUUGGUCCGCUCGUGUUCAACUUGCUCUCGCUCAGCAUGCCCUGCAAGGACGUGGGCGGCAACAAGUACCUCUUGGUGGACAACGACCUGUUGUGUGACAACACGUUUCAAACAGACACGCGCAUUGCCUCGAUCGCCAUGCUGACACUCCUGCUCACAGUUGUGCCCGUGCUCUACGCUCUCAGCCACUACGGCCAUCUGAUCAGCUGUGUUGGUGAACGCCUGCCACGCCUGCGCAGCACAGCCAUCCAGUAUAAGAAGCGAUGCAGAUGGUGGGGCCUGCUACACAUGGCCAAGAUGACGAGCUACUGUGUUGUGACCUUGGGACUGCUCAUGGUGCCAGACUACAUGAUCAUUGGCCAACUCACUCUCGCCACAAUAUUCUCGACGCUACAGUAUCUAGUGCGACCGUACCGCAGCAAAGAGAUGAACGAGAUUGAGAACAUGUCCAACGUGAUGGUGCUGAUACUAUUGGUCGUCUUUUCCAGUCAGAACACAUUCACCAGCGUCCAACGCGGUGUGCUCCUCUCAGUACUUUCCGCUUUAUUCUUGCUGGCGCCACUCAUUCUCAAACUUUCAAAACACCUGACGAGUCGUUUUUGA